CGCUGUAUAAGAACUACGUUUCCCAGAAGGCAGCCUGCGGUAUUUCCGGAUGUGGUGGCCAUACGGGUUUUGUUAGGGACUGAUGCAGGGGCUAAACUUCCUCUCUUUACAGGUUCAGCCGGUGCAGCAACAUGCCUCCCAAGGAUGACAAGAAAAAGAAGGAUCCAGGCAAAGCCAAAAAGGACAAGGACCCAGUCAACAAGUCUGGUGGCAAAGCAAAGAAAAAGAAGUGGUCCAAAGGGAAGGUGAGGGACAAGCUGAACAACCUGGUGCUCUUCGACAAGGCCACCUACGACAAGCUGUACAAGGAGGUGCCCAACUACAAGCUGAUCACGCCAGCCGUGGUCUCGGAGAGGCUGAAAAUUCGCGGCUCCCUGGCCAGGACUGCACUCCAGGAGCUGCUAGGCAAAGGACUCAUCAAGCUGGUGUCAAAACACAGAGCACAGAUCAUCUAUACACGGAACACCAAGGGGGGUGAUGAGGCUCCACCUGAGAAGGAGGCCUAGGAGGUGGAUGGCGGAAUGCUCUGGAACAAGCCUCGGAAUUUCCCGGAGUAUCUGACAUUGGUAAAGCUAGUCUUCUCCCAUUCGCUGGUCAUUAAGAAAACUCAUCUUUGUAUUUAGCCAGUCCGUCAGUAGUAUUUGGCGAAGAGUGAGUUGUUUCUUUUGGCAUCUCUGAUCCCUGAAUUUCUGGCACAUUCUUUCUGUAGACGUAAGUGUUCCUGUGUGUCGGUUUGCUUCUGUUGGACUUCCCUGCAGAUGAACUACCUUGAGAUGCUUUGAAAAGGAAACCUGCUCGUGUUUUCAGGUUCUCAUUCAGCAGAAGACCUGGCUUUGUACAAUGUUAAGUAAAAGCUAUAAAUACAA
This is a messenger RNA of Brienomyrus brachyistius, 866 nucleotides long. RefSeq names its product 40S ribosomal protein S25-like. The record is from RefSeq and is a predicted model, not a curated record. Gene Ontology annotation, molecular function: structural constituent of ribosome. Gene Ontology annotation, cellular component: cytosolic small ribosomal subunit. Lineage: Eukaryota; Metazoa; Chordata; Actinopteri; Osteoglossiformes; Mormyridae. The transcript has 4 exons. The coding region runs from base 132 to 506 and encodes 124 amino acids.